Messenger RNA from Lytechinus pictus (painted urchin), 7954 nucleotides. Its product is annotated as exportin-1-like. Gene Ontology annotation, cellular component: cytoplasm; nucleus. The transcript is spliced from 23 exons. The record is from RefSeq and is a predicted model, not a curated record. NCBI's taxonomy places the organism in Eukaryota, Metazoa, Echinodermata, Echinoidea, Temnopleuroida, Toxopneustidae. The coding region runs from base 575 to 3796 and encodes 1073 amino acids. Gene Ontology annotation, biological process: protein export from nucleus; ribosomal small subunit export from nucleus; ribosomal large subunit export from nucleus. Gene Ontology annotation, molecular function: small GTPase binding; nuclear export signal receptor activity.
CUCUCUGCUCUUCCAAAUAUGUAAUGCGAAAUAACAAACUUGACCCUUCGCUCCACAUUACAUCGUGUUGAUUAAGAAGCUCAUUACUGCACAUAAACAUUAAACAAUUUGUAUCUUCAGUUCAUUAUAUGAUUGUGAAUUAUAAGUGUGAUAAUGUAUCACUGAAUAUUUUGAUGGAUAUGAUUUUCGCAGUGUGCAGAGAUACUACUCGCGUAUACGACAGCUAGCUGCUGCUGCGCCGAACUGGUUUUGACCGGUUUUUAUUCGCCAAAAAUUUCCAUCACUCGAGACGCCGAAUUCGUCGGAUGGAGAUCGAAGCUGGAUUUACUCUGAAAUAUCUUAAUUUUAAAUGGCUGAAACAUCCUCGAAUUGCCAGAUAAUAUAGACAAUUAAUGAAAUGAAAGCUUGAUUCACGAAUGCUUUAAUGUAAGCGUCGUGUGGUAUCCAGGUUAGCAAUUUACAGAGCAGAUAGUUCACGUGGGUUCUGUACUCGUCUCGGCGGACGACGGCCAGCAGCGGAGAGCUAUCAUAGCAAGCAUUCGCUCUAAUCCAGACAUCUUGUGUAGGUGAAUCAAUGCCUUCACAGAGCAUGGCAACGUUGGCUGAGCAGGCUGCAAAGCUGCUCGACUUUAGUCAGAAGCUUGACAUCAACCUCCUGGACACAGUCGUUGGUGCCAUGUAUAGUGGAGAAGGCCCAGAACAACAAAUGGCCCAGCAAAUAUUGACAAGUUUGAAGGAGCAUCCCGAUGCAUGGACAAGAGUCGACACCAUACUUGAAUUUUCCAGCAAUCAACAAACCAAGUACUAUGGAUUACAGAUCCUUGAGAAUGUCAUCAAGACUCGUUGGAAAGUUUUACCUCGCACUCAGUGCGAGGGAAUUAAGAAGUACACAGUCGGACUCAUCAUCAAGAUAUCAUCCGAAAAGGACCUGGCUGAGAAGGAAAAGGUCUAUCUUGGGAAGUUGAACAUCAUCUUGGUCCAGAUCUUAAAACAUGAAUGGCCCAGGAAUUGGCCAGCAUUCAUCAGUGACAUUGUUGGGGCCAGCAAAACAAAUGAAUCUCUGUGUCAGAACAACCUUGCCAUUUUAAAGCUCCUCAGUGAAGAGGUGUUUGAUUUCUCCAGCGGGCAAAUGACCCAGGCCAAAGCUAAACAUCUCAAGGACAGCAUGUGUAAUGAGUUCUCUAGUGUAUUUCAGCUGUGUCAAUAUGUCAUGGAUAAUUCUCAGAAUGCCUCCCUCGUUGGAUCAUGUCUUGAAACGUUACUGCGAUUUCUCAACUGGAUUCCCCUGGGCUACAUAUAUGAAACAAAGUUGAUCAGCACUUUGAUAUACAAGUUUCUCAAUGUGCCAAUGUUCAGGAAUGUCACGCUCAAGUGCCUGACGGAGAUUGCUGGUGUGAAUGUCAGCCAAUAUGAACAGCAGUUUGUUGUGCUCUUCACUCUGACCAUGACACAACUGAAACAGAUGCUCCCUCUCGACACAGACAUCAGGCAAGCUUAUGCUAAUGGUAGAGACGAAGAGCAGAAUUUCAUCCAGAAUCUCAGUCUCUUCCUCUGUACGUUCUUCAAGGAACAUGUGGAACUUAUUGAGAAGAAACCAGAGUUUCAUGAAAUUCUCCUUGAGGCGCACCACUACCUCCUCCUGAUUUCCGAGGUGGAAGAAACAGAAAUCUUCAAAAUCUGCCUGGAGUACUGGAAUACCUUAUCAUCAGAGUUAUACAGAGAGAGUCCAUUCCCAUCCACUCCUUCAUCUCCCCUGCUGCUGGGGAGCGCCAACAACAGUGUUCCGCCUCGCAGGCAGCUAUAUCUGAAAUCACUUACAAGAGUGAGAAAAGUAAUGAUUUCUCGAAUGGCCAAGCCUGAAGAAGUACUUGUGGUUGAGAAUGAUCAAGGAGAGGUCGUAAGGGAAUUCAUGAAAGACACAGAUUCCAUCAACAUGUACAAAAAUAUGAGGGAAACUCUUGUGUACCUGACCCAUUUAGACUACGCAGAUACAGAAACCAUCAUGACGGACAAGCUUUUACUUCAAGUCAAUGGGCAGGAGUGGUCAUGGAAAAACCUGAACACACUUUGCUGGGCAAUAGGAUCCAUCAGUGGUGCCAUGCAUGAGGAAGACGAGAAACGAUUCCUGGUUCAAGUCAUCAAGGAACUCUUGGGACUGUGCGAACAGAAACGAGGAAAGGACAACAAGGCUAUCAUAGCAUCCAACAUCAUGUAUGUUGUUGGGCAGUAUCCCAGAUUCCUGAGAGCGCACUGGAAGUUCCUCAAGACAGUUGUGAACAAGCUCUUUGAGUUCAUGCACGAAACCCAUGAUGGUGUACAGGACAUGGCCUGUGAUACUUUCAUCAAGAUUGCCCAGAAAUGUCGACGUCAUUUUGUGCAAGUGCAGGUCGGGGAGGUGAUGCCCUUUGUGGACGAGAUCCUCAAUAACAUCAACACAAUCAUCUGUGAUUUACAGCCACAACAGGUUCAUACAUUCUAUGAAGCAGUUGGCUACAUGAUCAGUGCACAAACUGAAAGCAUCGCCCAGGAACACUUGGUUGAGAAAUACAUGCUUUUACCAAAUCAAGUGUGGGAUAACGUCAUCCAAGGAGCUACAAAGAAUGUUGACAAGCUUCAGGAGCAUGAUGUUGUCAAACAGCUUGGAAGUAUUCUCAAGACCAAUGUUAGGGCGUGUAAGGCAAUCGGUCAUCCUUUUGUAAUACAGCUUGGAAGGAUAUACCUGGACAUGCUAAAUGUGUACAAGUGUAUGAGUGAGAACAUCUCGGGAGCUAUCCAGCAGAACGGAGUACAAGUGACCAAACAGCCCGUCAUCCGAAGUAUGAGAACAGUCAAGAAGGAAACACUCAAGCUCAUCUCUGGAUGGGUCAGUCGGUCCAAUGACCCACAAAUGGUCUGUGAAAACUUCAUCCCUCCAUUACUGGAAACAGUCUUAGUUGAUUACGGAAAUAAUGUUCCAGAUUCACGAGAACCGGAAGUACUCAGUACCAUGGCAACUAUUGUAAACAAGCUAGAGGGAAGCAUCACAGGGGAGAUUCCUACAAUCUUCAACGCCGUCUUUGAGUGUACCUUAGAGAUGAUCAACAAAGACUUUGAAGAGUUUCCUGAGCACAGAACAAACUUCUUCCUUCUCCUUCAAGCUGUCAACAACCAUUGUUUCACAGCUCUUCUCAAGAUCUCAGCCGUCCAAUUCAAGCUCGUCCUCAACUCCAUCGUAUGGGCUGUCAAGCACACAAUGAGGAAUGUCGCGGACACGGGUUUAUCAAUAUUGUAUGGAUUGCUGCAGAAUGUAUGGCAAGAUCCGACCGUAGCACAGAGCUUCUAUCAGACAUACUACACAGACAUCUUACAACAUGUGCUCUCGGUAGUCACAGAUACAUCGCACACAGCAGGUCUAACCCAGCAUGCUACCAUCCUGGCAUACAUGUUCAGCAUUGUGGAAAACUCCAAGAUCACCAAACCUCUGAGUGCCACGCAAGGAGAGAGAAGCAAUGAGCUCUAUAUCAAAGACUUCACUGCCGGCCUCCUCAAGGCUGCCUUCCCCCACUUACAAGCGCCUCAGAUCAAGUUGUUUGUGACUGGACUGUUCAGCUUGAACCAAGACAUACCAGCAUUCAAGGAACAUCUGAGGGAUUUCUUGGUGCAAAUCAAGGAGGUAGCUGGAGACGAUACAACUGACCUAUUCUUAGAAGAAAGAGAAGCCGAUCUGAGGCAUGCAGAGGAAGAAAAGAGGAAGAUUCAACUAUCUGUACCAGGUAUUAUCAAUCCUCACGACAUGCCAGAAGAGAUGCAGGACUAGAUCAUGGCCUCCAUCCACUCAAGAGAUGAAUUAAGAAGUGUCCUUUGCAAUCUCAAUAUUCACUGAUCUUGAUUAUCAACUUUUGCUGCAAUACCAAGUCGUUCAAGCCAGAUGCAGUCGGUCAUUUGCAGAUUAGAUUAGAUGUCCCAAAACAGUUUUGGAACCGUGUUAUGUAGUCACUAUUUCAUCUUUGCGUCAUCAGGUACAGUGAAACAGAACCAACUAAAAUCCUUUAGUCCAGUCAUUGAAUGGCAGUUAUUGACUGUGUUACAGUGUCACCUAAGACUUGAAGUAGCCAUCGAGGAGGCAGCUCGGAAAAGUUGUAAACAAUAAAGUCAGAAUCAACUUCAAUUUUGAUUUUGAAUCAAGUUGAUGGUUUGGUUUUGAUUGAUGGCUUAGACGACAUUCAGGAACUGGUACUCAUUAAUCUACAUCUCCCCAUUUGUAAAGGUAUUAAAUCCACUCUGAAGACUUGAUUGAUGUUGUUAGUUACCAAGUUACCAAAUCAAACCCCUUUAUUUGCAUAGCUCUCUCAGACCGAUCGUUAGCGAUAAUCAUUUUAUGGUGUAGUUUUCCUUUGGGCGCUUCACAUAUUAUUCCCUUAUUACACCACUUAAUGAAUCAUGCAUUUUUUUGUGAUUUAUAUUGAUAAGUCGGGUUGCCACAAUCUGAAAUAGUGUUAUGUCUGUUUAUUAAAACAGAUAAAGAGUUGGACACUGUUUUCUGGUCAAAGUUUAUAUUCUAAUAUUGCAUAUAUGUGUUAAGAAAUGUAUUCAUAUGAUUUCUGCUGAUGGGAACUCUGCGGUUCGUCAGCAGAGUUUGUGUUCUUGUACCUUUUUUUGAACUCUGUAUAAAAGUAUUUCAAAUUCUGACUGUGCCAUGAUAGCUAACUUAAUGCCAUUUAGGUAUGGCUUGAGUUUGUACUAAGCAGUAUUGGUAAUGAACUAUCCCCAAAUCAAGGUUUAAUUGCUCUGAUUUUUCUUGAGAUUAAGUACUUUAAUUUCUUUAUGGUAUAUAUUUUCCAUGAUAGCAUAAGUAGCAAAGAAAUAUUUUUGUUUUUAAAUGGUAGAUUCCAAUAUGCCUCAUUUAAUAUCACAAGUCUUUUAAUGUAGGCUGAAUUUUCUGUUUUAUAUAAAAAUGUUUUCUUUACGUUGCUAUAUCAGAAUGUGUCUUUUUUUUUUUUUUCUUUCUUUUUUUGUAGAAAUCGGUGUUCAAUUAUGUUCAUUUCAUGAAUUCAGAUAUGAAACACAUCCGGAUAUGAUUACUAUUGGUUGUUUUUUCUGUAAUUCGUUUUGAAAUGGCCUUAAGCUGCCUUAUCACAUCUUUCCUCGCAAACCUUGCGUGGGACUUGCAGGUAACUAUUUUGCUACCUACAAGUCGCCCGCAGGUGGCCUGCAUUGAUGGUAUCUCACGCAGUUGCCCGCAGUAGUGCGCACAUGUCUGAUUUGCCUGCUGAAACGUUUUGAACGUGUUCAAAACUUGUUGCAGAUGAUUGCCCCCCCCCCCCCCCCACGUACCCACAAGGCUUGCAUUAGAGUGAUGUGACAAGGCCUAAAGAUGUAGACUUGGAACUUUUUGAUGAUCGCAUCAUUGUUGAGAUAAUGCAGAAAUUGUGACAAAGUUUGGAAGACACUCAUUGUUUCAUCUUGAUAAUUCACUCAAACCUAGUAUUGCCUGGUUAGAUAUAAGUAGAAAUGAUAUUCUCUAUAUUCCCACAGGAACCUUUAGUAGCAUUCAGCCCGGGGACAAAUGGAAUUUCUUUCCUUGCUUCUGAAGUACUUUAGUCUUUAGUUUUCCAAGUCAUUCCCCAUCAUUGAAAUUGUGCUGUGUGCUAGCUGAUACUGAUUUCGUACAAGUUUAAAAAUAUUUGUUUUCAAUUGUUCUUGUUUAAUUCAAGCUUAAUCAGUACUUUGAUUUUGGUACUUGAAGGUUCAAUCUACAGUUCUUCAAACCAUAUUUUUUUUUGUUAUAAACCAUUUAAUUACACAAAAAUAGCCACAUUUCUCAAGAUGAGCUAAUUUCGGCCAUACCACUGUUUAACUUCUUUACUUCAAUUUGUAUUUUGUUUUUUGUAUUUUUUAUAUUAAGUUAAGUUACUGUUAUUCUUUGUUCAUAUUUUCCACAUUUAUGUAGGUAUGUAUGUAUUGAACUGAAAAUUAUUGAUGAUUUUCUUCAUCAUUGUGUACAUAGACCUAAUGUUGUCAGAUACAUGUUGAUUGCUAAAUACUAUCACUGUGUGAUAGCCAACUGCAUUCAUGAGGUGCUGCAUUUGUAAAAUACAAUGGCCAAGCAUGCAUAUUUUCAUCAACUUUUUUUUCUAAAUUGGAAGAUUUUCCAGUUUUUGUAUAGCAGAAUUAUCAAUGCUUCUCAGAAGAUUCUGGCAAUUCCUGAUUCGAAGCAUUGGAUUGGUAUGUUGAAUUGUUCAAACAUUGUUUGAUAGAAAAACACAGUAACACAUUAUAACGCAAGUGUAUGUAAAUAUUAUAUUUUGCCAUCGUGUUCUUCAUUUCAAACCUUAUGUUUCUAAGAGAAAGAAGAAUAUUCUUUUCAAUAUCAGUAAUUGUGCUCCAAAUUACAUGUAUUGACAUUCUCUAAAAAUAAUUAAUUGUGAUAUUCUGUGUUUAUAACUUUAGGUAGAGAAUGCAUGCAUCCGUUAGAAACGGUGACUUUAGACAGUGUAGUGGGGUAAUGAAUCUGUGUCCUUGGAUAAUAAUACUUUUUAUUUCAUCUACGUUGUUGUCUUCCCAAGCAGGAAGCUACCGGACGAAUUUCAAACAAAGUAAGGAUUCCAAACAUGAGUAGCUAAUUAUUUUGCAAUUGCAGUCCCAUGUAUGUUUGGUCAUUUGUUGAUAACCAGGCAUCAAUAUCCAUUUAUAAGCAUUGGUGUGUUCUACAUAAUGUUGUCAGUAUAAUCUGCUGUUUUGAAAACAGACUAUGAUAAAGAGCAUCAAAGGAAAAUAUGAAUUAUGAUCUUUGAUGUGAUAUCUUCAUGAACAAGUUUUUCUUAUUUGCCUUUGAGUAGCUGCAUAACACAGCUACAGGAAUACCCUUCCACAAAGUUCCCCUAGAUACGGUUGAUAGUUUUUUGUCUGAUUUUUCAGUUCUCAUUAAUUUGUACUCUCCCAAGAAAUAAAUGCUAAAUACAGUAAGAAUAGUAACCAUGCAUAUGAAUUCUAAACACAGCUUCUCAGUGUCAUUAGCGAUUAGAAAUUAGACUAAUUACCAAUAUACUUGUACACGUUGCCAAAGUUCUAAAUUGUACAUAUCGUAAUUUGAAUAUUUUGCGCAUUCAAAAUGCAGUAUAACCUUUUAAAGAUAUCCUACUGUUACUGUGUAAGGUAUCAUGGUACUUAUAAAUGAUGGAGUGUGUGUGUAUGUAGGAGCCAUGACUUUUAAGUCCUCCAGUAAUUGUUAUCCUCACCCUCGUAAUCUCAUUUGUAAAAAUAUACAAGAAAAUGUUUGUACAGACAAAAUUGUGACAAAUCAUAAUGUUGUGUUCUUCUCUGUAAUGUUUCGAGGUGAUUCAAAUUAUGUUUUAUUAUAAGUGUUGCGAUGCCCUGUUCUAAUGUUCAAAUAACAGCUGAUUAUAUAUUAAGUUCCAAGAGAAUUUAAUUUUCUGUUCAUUAGUGAAGACAUGUUUUGAUUGUUUCCUUGUAGGGUAAAUGAUUGUAAUGUACAUAAAAGAACACAACCUAUUUUGUUAACUUUUCUAGACUGCAUAGAUAUGUGAUGCAUUGUGAUUCAUUGCACGUGGAACAUAUUACACGGUCCCCGUUGAAUAUAGGCAAUUUUUAUUUUUUAUUAUUUUCAUUGGAAUGUUACAAAUGUUCGAACCAUACAAUAUGUCUGAUGAGCCAGGAAGCUACUGCACAUUUCAAACUCAUUUUUGAGCAGGAAAUGGUCUGUUUUAAAAGUGUUCUCCUGCUUUCGAGAUCCUUUGAUGAUUAACCUACAUUGAAAAGGUGUAAAUCCAGAAGAUCUUUACUCUUACCUUUUGCAGUGGUAUCUUGGGGCUCAUUUUCAAAGAACUGCAUUUUCAAUGAUUAUGUCAAUAUAAGAUUUUUUUUUUAUCUUUCAUUUUGUAGAUGUUUACCACGAUUGCAUAUGUAUAUGAAUGUUUGAGACAAAAACAAUAAAAUAUACAAAUUAAAAAAUGAA